Molecule: messenger RNA, 2142 nt
Organism: Gastrolobium bilobum
Lineage: Eukaryota; Viridiplantae; Streptophyta; Magnoliopsida; Fabales; Fabaceae
Product: LEAF RUST 10 DISEASE-RESISTANCE LOCUS RECEPTOR-LIKE PROTEIN KINASE-like 1.1
Exons: 4
Coding region: 60-2039 (659 amino acids)
Biological process (GO): protein phosphorylation
Molecular function (GO): protein kinase activity; ATP binding
Source: RefSeq, a predicted model, not a curated record
UUCAUCAGGUUGUCGUUGAGAGUCCAUUACUUCUUUCUCAUAAAUUUGGGGAAUUUGGGAUGGCUCAAGUUGAUAUGUUGUGCUUCGUGUUAUUAACUAACCUUGUUGUGAUUUUGUCCGGUGGGUACCAACAAAACUGUCCACGCUCCUUUAAUUGUGGGAACAUUGGGCCUUUCCAUUACCCUUUCACCAAAGCAGAACAACCACUCUGUGGCUUGCUACCAAUACAUAACUGUGAUGGUGAUUAUUAUUCACCCAGAAAUAUCCAACUGGAGAUGAAUGGAAAAAGCAAAGUGCUUAAUGUUACGGGCAUCGUUCUGCCAAAUAAGAUUACCCUUUUAGAUGAAGAUCUUCACCAGCGGUUGAAAGACCAAACUUGUGAAACAUUGAACAAUAAUUAUACUCUUUCAUCCCCUUCUCCUUUGUUUUCUGUUUAUAUCAAAUGGAACGUGACACUCUUCCGAUGCAAACACGACCUCAAUAUCAAGCCCCCUGUAAGUUAUCUUCAACACAAAUGCGAUGAUCUCGAUUUCGAUAUCUAUUAUGAUGGCAGUCUCUCUCCUAAUUAUACUAAUGAGGAGGAGGUCCAUAGAUUUUUCUCAUCAUGUUCAGCUCUUCAGUUUCCAAGUAAAGACCUCUCUGACACCAAAGACAUUCAAUCGUUUGUAUCUAGCCAGAUGGUUGUUGAAAUAGUAUUAUCUCAUGAUUGUGAUGAGUGCUGCCAUCACAAUCGAGGCCAAUGUCGCCUUGACACCAAUAAAAGUUUCUACUGUGACCAAGAACCAGAUAGUACAAAUUUAAAGCUGCUACUCGGACUUGGGAUAGGUUUAAGUUUUACACUGCUAUGCAUUCUGAUAAUUGGAUACUUCUUGAAACGAAAACAUGCUACUUCAGACCCCCAACACCACCAAUCAAGAAGCACACAUACUGAUGUAAUUGAUCCCCACUCAAAUCCAGACCCAGAAGAUGGCAGAGUUUACUUUGGAAUCCCUCUCUUCUCUUACAAGGAGCUAGAAGAAGCUACAAAUAAUUUCCACCCGGCCAGACAAAUUGGAAGUGGAGGCUUUGGAACAGUUUACUAUGGAAAACUGCGAGAUGGACGGGAAGUUGCUGUCAAGCGCUUAUAUGAGCACAACUACAGGAGAGUAGAACAGUUCAUAAAUGAAGUUGAGAUCCUCACACGUUUGCGUCACAUAAAUCUUGUGUCCCUCUAUGGCUGCACUUCACAUCACAGUCAAGAACUACUGCUUGUGUAUGAAUAUGUUCCAAAUGGAACUGUUGCUUGUCAUCUUCAUGGGGAUUUAGCAAGGUCUGGCACACUGCCUUGGCAUGCAAGAAUGAAAAUUGCCAUAGAGACAGCAAGCUCAUUGGCUUAUCUACAUGCUUCUGACAUCAUACACCGUGAUGUGAAAACUAAAAACCUUCUCCUUACCCACAGUUUCAGUGUUAAAGUUGCAGACUUUGGCCUUUCAAAGUUACUUCCCAGCGAUGUCACCCAUGCCUCCACAGCACCACAAGGGACCCCGGGUUACGUUGACCCGGAAUAUCACCAAUGCUACCAGCUUAGUAGCAAGAGUGAUGUAUAUAGUUUUGGAGUUGUGCUCAUUGAACUAAUAUCAUCUAAGCCUGCUGUUGACAUGAGUAGGCAUAGGGAUGAGAUUAACUUGUCAAACCUGGCCAUAAAGAAGAUUCAAAAAAGUGCUUUCAGUGAGCUGGUAGAUCCUUCUCUUGGUUUUGAUUCAGACAAAGAGGUUAAGAGGAUGAUAGUUUCGGUGGCAGAAUUGGCUUUUCAAUGUUUGCAAAUGGACAAGGAAUGGAGACCUUCCAUGAAUGAGGUUUUGAAGGUGCUGAUGAGAAUUGGAAGUGGGAAGGAUAAACCUGAGCAUCUAGAGGAAGUAGAUUUACGUCCACCAUCUCCACCUUCACCAGAUUGUGAUGAGAUUGGAUUAUUGAAAAAAAUUAUGCUCACGCCUUCACCAAAAGCCGUGACUGAUAGAUGGGAUAGUGAAUCUACUACACCAAAUGUCAGUGGUUCAUAGCAUAGCCUUGCACUGAGAAUCAUUUAAUUACCGUUGUUACAUCUUUUACAUUUUUUGUUUGUUAGUAUUCUGUUGUAACCACCUAGACUAUAUAUAUAUAUUG